AUGUCCCUGCAGGUUGAACCUCCCCUCAUAAACAUCCAUGACAGCGCCUUCAUGCUCGGCAACUCACGCAUGGUAUCCAUCCCGCAAAUCCAAGACUGUCUAUCGCGGAACUGGGUCGUAGUGGUUCCCAACCACUGUCUCUGCCCCGGGGUGAACAUCCUCGAAGGUCCAGUGGAGGAUUGUUGGGGUCUCCUGGCAUUGGUGUAUGAGGGUAUAUUGGAAGAGUUUCUACGCGAUCAGGGAUCGACUUGGGUCGGUGUUGACGUCGAGAAAGUGAUGGCAUUCGGAACGAGUAGUGGGGGCUUUUUGGCCUUGAGUUUGGGCUACGACGUCUCCAAACCACCCAAGGCUAUUCUCGGUUUCUACGGUGCUGUCCAUUUCACGCAUGCGUUCUGGACAACGCCUCUUCCGCAUGUGGGCGAGAAACUACCGUCUGGUUCGGCCCCGGAGUUUAUUAAUCAGGUUUACGGGGAGUAUCCCGUCCUCACGGAUAGUUCUAUCUCGCUCGAGGGCCAGGCAGAGUCUGGACGGGCUAUGGGCCCGGAUUUUUGGCGUCCCCGGGAUGCGUUUGCGUUUACGCAGAUUGCGAAUGGGCUGGUAUUGAGUGCUUGUUUUCCGGGACGGGAUGUGAGGGAGAUUGAUCUUAUUUGUCACAUUGGGGAAGGGUUCCCUGCUACGUGUAUUGUGCAUGGGAUUGAGGAUCAGAUGGUUCCAAUAUCCCUAAGUAGGGAGUUGGUGAAGGUUUUGAGGGAGAAAGAGGUGGAGUGUGAGAUGGUGGAGGUUCCAGGGGAAGAUCAUACGUUUGCGAUGGAGAUGGAGGUCGGGUCUAGGACAUGGGAGGUACAUAGAAGAUUAAUGAGUGUCGAGGCCACCGGCCUGAAAAUCAAAAACUCCGUCCAUGCGAACAUGUAUACACAGUAUACACCCAGUCCAUCUCAAUGCUAA
This is a messenger RNA of Aspergillus alliaceus, 945 nucleotides long. Its product is annotated as Alpha/Beta hydrolase protein. NCBI's taxonomy places the organism in Eukaryota, Fungi, Ascomycota, Eurotiomycetes, Eurotiales, Aspergillaceae. The coding region runs from base 1 to 945 and encodes 314 amino acids. The record is from RefSeq and is a predicted model, not a curated record. The transcript is spliced from 4 exons.